Monomorium pharaonis (pharaoh ant) is the source of this 1596-nucleotide messenger RNA. RefSeq names its product YEATS domain-containing protein 4 (gene Gas41). The transcript has 4 exons. The record is from RefSeq and is a predicted model, not a curated record. Bases 385 to 1089 code for a protein of 234 amino acids. Gene Ontology annotation, biological process: regulation of DNA-templated transcription. Lineage: Eukaryota; Metazoa; Arthropoda; Insecta; Hymenoptera; Formicidae.
GGUUUGACACAAUAAUGUAAGUAUUUUUUCCUCAGUAUUUUCCUAUAGAAUGCAAUAAAGAGGAAAUAAGAGGCAUGUUUACCAAAGUUAUUACAGUUUCUGGUUCGAGAGGCAAAAAUAUGUAGAAUAAAAUAUUUCUUUAAUCAUUAAAAUAUUGGUUAAAAAAUUUAUUUAAUAUAUAUUCUCGAAUAUAUUUGAAUGAAUAUAUUGAAUCUUGUUUGAAAUACGCGCUAAUAUGUUGCCAUAUUGAUUUCUAAUAUAUCCGGCAUCCGUUUGAUAGCGCUGAGGAAUAUUAACGUAAAUAUUUGUGUUUAUAAAAGGAAAAGAAGCUAACUGAUAUUUUAGAAUUGCGAUUGUGUCAGAGAUAUGUAAUUUUAAGCUCUUAUGAAGCUUAUCACGAGCGCAAUGGCAUCCACGAACGAGUUCGGUCCAGAUUCUGGUGGUAGAAUAAAGGGAGUCACCAUAGUCAAGCCUAUAGUUUACGGAAAUGUGGCACGUUACUUUGGCAAAAAGAGAGAGGAGGAUGGACACACGCAUCAAUGGACCGUGUACGUCAAGCCAUACAAUAACGAGGACAUGUCCAGCUAUGUGAAGAAGGUGCACUUUAAACUGCAUGAGAGUUACAACAACCCUAAUCGGAUUGUGACGAAGCCGCCUUACGAAUUGACGGAAACUGGUUGGGGAGAAUUCGAGAUAGUCAUCAAGAUCUACUUUCACGAUCCGAAUGAACGUCCUGUAACGGUAUAUCACAUAUUGAAAUUGUUUCAAUCAACACCUGAAAUACAGAUGGGGAAGAAAAGUCUAGUGUCCGAAUUUUAUGAGGAGAUAGUCUUUCAAGAUCCAACAGCAUUGAUGCAACAUCUACUGAGCUCCACUAGACCAAUAACGCUUGGAGUUUGGCGGCACAAUACAGACUUUGAAGCAUUGAAAGAAUCCACAAUGAAAGACAUUUUAGAGGCUCGCAACAAGAUAAGACUCGAGGUGAUAGAGUUGAAAGAAAAAUUGACUCUGGCGAAAGAGACUAUUGCAAAAUUCAAGGACGAGAUUGCAAAGAUUUCCAAAGCUGGUGGGAAUUUAUCCGUGGCAUAGUAGAUAAUUGCUCUCGAUUCAAGAUGAAAAUACUGAUCUCGACAUAAACUAUAUUUAUUGAGCUAUUUCAACAGAUUUAGGAUCCUUUUUCAUGUAUAAAAUGUAUAUAAUUUUAUAAUCAACUAUAAAUUUUAUUCUAAUUAAUUUUAAUUAUUAACAAGCAAUUUUAAUAAUAAGAAUUUUUAUUACAUUGUAUCCAUUGUAUCCAACCUUGCUGAUAAGAUAAAAUGUCAUCUGUUUUACAACAUAAUCAGUUAGUAACACAUGAUAAAGUUUAUCUUUAAUUUCAAAUUUUUUAUGUAAUUUUUAUGCUUUAAUUUAUUUAAUUUAAAAAGAUGUAUUGCAAAAGAAAAUUAUCAUCUUAAAAAAUUUACAAGGUGGACACGAACUUAGUGUUUCCAUAAUGACCAUUUUAAUGUUGUAAUACUUAAAUCCUUCCACUUUAUAAGGAUUAAAAGCACUGGUCGUGAUGUAAUUAUAUGCAAAUAAAGAAAUGUGCCAGAUUCG